AUGGAUAUUGUAUUGGAAGUUUGUGAUUAUUAUUUGUUUGAUAAAUUAUAUUCAACAAUUUUACCAAAAGAUGGAACUAUAGAUCAAUUUAUAAAAAAUUCACCAAUAAUAAAUCAAAUUUCAUCUUCAAUAUCAUUACCAAAAUCUCCAAUAAUAAAUAAUUAUCAAAAUAUAUAUAAUGCUACAAGUUCUAUUAACUUUAAUACAACCGAUAUAAAUGCUUCAAAUUUAUAUACAUAUUUAUUAACUAAAAUUACAAAUUAUCAGAAUAAAUCAGAUAUUUAUGGAUUAAAACCAAAUUUAUUACCAGCUGGAGAUUUCUUUGAUGGGUCCUUACUAGCAAGAUCAAAUUUAUUUAGAGAAGCUUUAAGUAUACUUGUGGUUACUACACUUUUUGGUUGGAUCUUAUAUUUUAUCACAGCUUAUUUAAGUUAUGUAUAUGUUUUUGAUAAAAAAAUAUUCAAUCAUCCAAGAUAUUUAAAAAAUCAAAUGUCAUUGGAGAUAGAAAGAGCAGUUACAGCAAUACCUAUAAUGGUUGCUUUAACCAAUCCUUUUUUUUUAUUAGAAUUAAAUGGAUAUUCAAGAUUAUAUAUGAAUAUUAAUGAUUCAACUGGUGGUUGGAAAUUUUUAUUUGCACAAAUUCCAAUGUUUAUUUUAUUUACUGAUUGUUUAAUUUAUUUUAUUCAUAGAUGGUUACAUUGGCCAUCAGUUUAUAAAAGAUUACAUAAACCUCAUCAUAAAUGGAUUGUUUGUACUCCAUUUGCAUCACAUGCUUUCCAUCCAGUUGAUGGUUGGGCUCAAAGUUUACCUUAUCAUUUAUAUCCAUUAUUUUUCCCAUUACAUAAAGUAUUAUAUUUAUUUUUAUUUACAUUUGUUAAUUUUUGGACUGUAAUGAUUCAUGAUGGUAAUUAUAUGAGUAAUGAUCCUGUAGUAAAUGGUACAGCAUGUCAUACUAUACAUCAUUUAUAUUUUAAUUAUAAUUAUGGACAAUUUACUACAUUAUGGGAUAGAAUUGGUAAUUCUUAUAGAAGACCUGAUGAUUCAUUAUUUGUUAAAAAUAAUGAUGAUGUAGAUACUAAAAAAAUAUGGAAAAAUCAAGUUGUACAAAUGGAAGAAAUUAGAAAUGAAUUAGAAGGAAAAGUUGAUGAUAGAGAAUAUAUUGAAGAUUAA
This is a messenger RNA of Lodderomyces jiufengensis, 1170 nucleotides long. It is a transcript of the gene ERG3, whose product is annotated as C-5 sterol desaturase. Gene Ontology annotation, biological process: lipid biosynthetic process. NCBI's taxonomy places the organism in Eukaryota, Fungi, Ascomycota, Pichiomycetes, Serinales, Debaryomycetaceae. The record is from RefSeq and is a predicted model, not a curated record. The transcript has a single exon. Gene Ontology annotation, molecular function: iron ion binding; oxidoreductase activity. Bases 1 to 1170 code for a protein of 389 amino acids.